Molecule: messenger RNA, 1119 nt
Organism: Oncorhynchus masou masou (cherry salmon)
Lineage: Eukaryota; Metazoa; Chordata; Actinopteri; Salmoniformes; Salmonidae
Product: protein XRP2-like
Exons: 2
Coding region: 178-1026 (282 amino acids)
Biological process (GO): post-Golgi vesicle-mediated transport
Cellular component (GO): cilium; periciliary membrane compartment
Molecular function (GO): GTPase activator activity
Source: RefSeq, a predicted model, not a curated record
GGGAAGCUCAAACGAAAGACAUGUUUAUGAGUACGUGAUAAGAAGCCAGAAACCGAGGAGGCAAGAAGACCGAAAUACCUGUACAUGUUAUACAAAGUAGGCGAUAAAUCUUCUGGGGACAGACUAUUAUCAUAUUUUCCUAUACACGUUUGAUUGGUUUAUUGUUAAAAGGACAAAAUGGGUUGCUGGUUCUCCAAAAAAUCCAAGAGAAAAUCACCCGAAAAGGAACCUACUCCGAAAACGGUGGAAGAUACGGCGAACAGCAGCAACGCCAACAACAUUGACCUCUGCAGCAAUACAACAGAGGACCCACCUAAACAAUACAGCUGGGACAAACGUGAAAAGGUUGACCCGAAGGACUUCAUGCUAACGGGGCUGAAGGACGCCACAGUGGGCCGUCUGCCAGGCAAGCUGAACGGACAGCAGUUUGUCAUCCAGGACUGUGACAACUGUAAGAUCUUCGUGUUGGACCACUCCGCCACCAUCACCAUCGACGACUGCACUAACUGCUGCAUCGUUAUGGGGCCAGUGAAGGGCAGUGUGUUCUUCAGGGACUGUAAGGACAUCAAGUGUGUGGUGGCCUGCCAGCAGUUCAGGACCAGGGACUGUAAGAAGAUGGAGGUGUUCCUGUGUUGCGCCACUCAGCCCAUCAUCGAGGCGUCCACGGGGAUGAAGUUCGGCUGCUUCCAGUACUACUACCCCGAGCUGGCCUUCCACUUCAAGGACGCAGGCCUCAGCAUCUUCAACAACAACUGGAGCAACGUCCAUGACUUCACGCCCGUCUCAGGGGAGACCAACUGGAGCCUGCUGCCUGAGGACACUGUGGUGUUGGACCAUGUUCCAGCCCCUGACCCGGAGUCAGAGUUUAAAUCAGUCCGGAUCUCAGCUGAGGCAUCCCGCAGCAUUGUACCCAUGACCAAAGGAGGCAGACGCAAGGAGAGUGACGAGUCCUGUCUGUUUGUGUUCUUCUCUGGGGACUACACCACUGCUAACGCCCGGAAACUCAUUGAUGAGGUGAGCAGGUAGAGGAGGGUGAGGAGGAUAAGAGGGUCUGCUCAAUGACUUCAAGUGAUAAAAAAAAUGAGGGAAGGUUAGACACUUUGUCAUGCACUUAAAGGU